This is a messenger RNA of Athalia rosae (coleseed sawfly), 4398 nucleotides long. RefSeq names its product leishmanolysin-like peptidase (gene Invadolysin). Gene Ontology annotation, cellular component: membrane; cytoplasm. The transcript is spliced from 15 exons. Lineage: Eukaryota; Metazoa; Arthropoda; Insecta; Hymenoptera; Athaliidae. Bases 106 to 2154 code for a protein of 682 amino acids. The record is from RefSeq and is a predicted model, not a curated record. Gene Ontology annotation, biological process: cell adhesion; proteolysis. Gene Ontology annotation, molecular function: metalloendopeptidase activity.
CGUCGGACAGGCGCCGCAUCGGCGGGCAAAUCCAUCGGGCGUCGCGACGCUCUCACGAGUGGGUCCCUCGUAUAAGACCGGGAGACACGAGUUCCCCACGUUAGUAUGUGUCAUGAGUUCCGAGUGCGAGGGUCUAUGAUGAUGGUCAGAGUGCGGUUGAAGAUGCAACGCGCCGCGUUGUUUCUUGUGUUUUUUGUGUACGGUGCGGACUUUGUGAAUGGAAUGUUCGAACGAAGACAAUGCAGUCACCAACAUCCACUGGCGCAUGAGGUGGUUCACGGCGUCCAUAUCGAUCCGGUGCACGAGGUGAAGAAGCGCAGCAUUAGCCAGCCGCUCAGGAUCUUACUGUGGUACGACGAUAGCGUCUAUCGAUUGGACGACGAGAAACUCGACCUGAUAAACAACACGAUUCUUCCCGAGGCCGUCCAUUUUUGGGAGAGAGCGCUGAUGGUGCGAGAGACAAAAAAUACGAUACGACUGAAUCGGAAGUGCGAGAGCAAUCAAGUCUUCGUCAAGAACCAGCAUACCUACUGCAUAGACACGUGUCGGACCGAAACCGUCUGCGGCGAAGUUGUAGUUCCACCGGAACACCUCGACGUCUGCAGAACUUGCAACGCGACGGGUCACGACUGUGGAGUAGCCGAAGGAAGCAAAGCGGGACCAGGAAUCGACGGUUCGGAUUUUGUAUUUUACGUUUCGGCGAUGCAGACGGAAAGAUGUCACAAAGGUCUCACGGUCGCUUACGCUGCUCACUGCCAACAGGAAGCCGCGUUGGAUCGGCCGAUAGCCGGUCACGCGAACCUAUGCCCAGGCAGCAUCAGCACGAAACCUCAAGAACUGGAGACACUCCUGAGCACCGUGAAACACGAGAUCCUACACGCCCUUGGAUUCUCCGUGAGCCUUUACGCGUUCUACAGGGACGAGAAUGGGGAACCGAGAACACCGAGGCGUCCCGAUACCGGGAAACCAACGCUGAACGAAAGACUUCAAACCCAUCAGUGGAGUGAAGAGACCAUCAGAACGGUCCUGAGACCGAACUGGCAAGUUCACGGCGGUUCGGUAGAAAGAUAUAUGCAAAUGAUCGUCACACCGAACGUGCGGAAAGAAGUACAACGCCACUUUGGCUGCGAAGAACUCGAGGGCGCGGAACUCGAGGAUCAAGGAGAAGAUGGAACUGCGUUAACUCACUGGGAAAAGCGAGUCUUUGAAAACGAAGCGAUGACGGGUACGCACACACAGAAUCCUGUUUACUCUCGCAUUACCUUAGCUCUAAUGGAAGACACGGGUUGGUACAGCGCUAAUUACUCCAUGGCUCAAGAGCUGGGCUGGGGUAAGAAACUGGGAUGCGAAUUUGCCAUGAAAUCGUGCAAGGAAUGGAUAUCCACCAGGUCAUCUCCUCUUUCAGAGAAAAGGGGGAAAACUAUUCACCCUUUUUGCAAUAAGGUCAAACAGGAUCCCCUGCAGACCGAAUGUACCGACGACAGGAGUUCGGUUGCACUUUGCAACCUCGUAGAACACCCCCAACCACUGCCUAAAAGAUAUCAGAACUUCGACUCGAUACCACACGUUCCACCCGGUAGGGAACAAUAUUAUGGAGGUUCCGUAUCUCUGGCUGAUUACUGUCCAUAUAUUCAAGAGUUCACGUGGAGAGCUAGGCAUAUAGUAGUCCGAGGAUCUCAUUGUCUUUACGAAGAAAAUAAUCCCCACGCGGAGAAAAACUUCGCCCUCGAAAAAUACGGCGCACACUCCAAGUGUUUCGAUCACACUAAUCAGAUGUGGGAGGAAAGAACCUGCAAACAAGCCAGGCAGUGGCAACAUUGGGGAUCUGGUUGUUAUCAGUAUAAAUGUGAAGCUGGAAGACUGCAUAUUAUGGUGGCCAACUACACGUACACGUGCUUUCAUCCUGGCCAAGAAAUCGCUAUAAGAAUAAUGCAUAACGAGUGGCUUCACAAGGGUGCUCUCAUCUGCCCCUCCUGCACAGAUAUUUGUGAGGCGGAGUUCAAGGCCCAGGGUACGGGGUGUAAGAUUCGUGACGAACAUCCUCCGGCUACAUUUUAUCACAGAGAUAAUCUCCACUGCGGUUCUGAUGUGAGAACCGCAUUCGGCGUACCGGCUCUUGCAAUAUUCAUCGUCUUGUCGAUAAUCUGUAGGUGAUCUGUUCUUAAUUCUAGUACGUUAUGUAUUGUUAUCAAAUGAGAGGUGAAUAGAUACCGCGAUUGCCGGCUAAAAUUGUACAUUUUAAUUCUUUCAAUGGUUACCGGAAACAAUGUCUGAAAAUAAAUUGUAAAUUACAGAAAGUGCUCUCACUUUAUGAAAAACUGAUUGUCAAUUGUACGUAUUUACACUAAAAAUCUAUCCUAAGUUGAACUGAUUUCAUUCCAAUCAAGUCUUUCCGUUUUUUGCCUUCUCAAGGGAAUCUCGAUUCGCUUGCCUAUAAAAUCUUGUUACUCUUUGAGCGAAUUACCGUUUCACUCGUUUGAUAACACCGCAUCAUUCCUCUAGAAAUUUUCUCGGUCAACUGAUUUUAACAAAGACAGGUUCUUAAAAAUCGCCAUUCUUAUUACUGAACAAAAUAUUUUUUAAUACUUGCGCAUUCAUGGGAGAAUUCUAGAACUUUGUCACCGUACGACCACGCAAAUAUAUCGACACGAUUUAUGUGAGCUAAAUAAUUUCUGAAUCGCUCGAGUUUAGAAGUUGGAAUUCGCAUUAAUCAGUGAUAAAGAUUCCGAUUCGGCGAGUCUGGAAUUCUCCGAUGUAUAGCGCAGGAGUUACACUAGUACUAUGUAUGUGAUACAGCAUAUCAAUUGGAUAUUAUUAAUGAAAUUGAAACAGAAACUUAUGAACAUGCAACGAAGCCAAUUCCGACAGUUGUUUUUGAAUUAUUUAAAUAUGACUACGAAGUACCACAUAUAUUUUCAAUCUUAUACAUGCGCGACCUAAGACAUAAGAUAUUGUAAAUAAAGAGUAAACAUAACUAUCGUUCUUAUGUUCGUCGCAUGUAUCGAGGAACAGGAAACUGCGUACUGCGAGGAGUAUAAUCACGCUGUACGAAAGUCUGCGACAGUAGUAGAUGAUAAUUUUGUAUCUAAAUAUACGUUUAACUUAUAACAACUGUAAACCAAACAACGGGGGAUGAACUUUUUUUUGAAAAAAACCAUCAUCGCGUAACGAUCGUAUUUCCGAACUAUUAUUGCGUUCGCGAUCGCGAUUCAUUAAAAAUUUCAUCCCGCGCAGUCUACCUAGUAUAUAAUACUAUAGAUUAUCCACCGGAAAUCUGUAACAGUUUUAACAAUUUUUCAUUAUGUUUUAUCCGUGCCCUAGUUUCAUCGUUCACUUUAUCCACUGUAAGCAUCUUGCUUCUACGCAGUGCGCUUGAUCCUACCUACUGAUAGUAGCGCUCAAUAUAUCUACGGUAGCGCGAACUGUCAAAAUCUGUUGAUUGUUUAAUUGAUACUGUUGAAAAUUGAAUGUGUUACAGUUUUCCAAUUUUCUUCUAAGCUAUCGCUAACAGAGUUUUCGUUGUACUGUAGAGGAUACAGUGAUUGUUGAAUCGGUAUUUUACCGAUACGACUAGAUAUUGAUCAUUGAUGAUAUAUCCACUCGUACGAUUACAUGUCUUACAGUACACUGUAAGAUUCGUAUAUUGUUCACCUACGUAGGAUUAGCAUUAGAACUAUAUUUAUAAAUAUGAAGAGCAGAAUUACAGCGUUUGCAUGGAAGAUUAAUCUAACGGUGAUCGGUGAUCGUUGAUUAGAGGUCUUCAAUUUCAGUGGUAAAUUAAGUAAAAUGUAAUGCAGAUUGAACCACCAGUGGAGCCAGAUUUUAGCUGCAUUUUAAUUUAAAGUUUGCUACACGAUACUUUGUUUCCUAUCUCCUAUCGGAGUACGACAUCAAAUUUUCCUAAUCUUCAAACACUCGCGACCAUUCGUGUUAUAAAAAAUACGGAACACCUCAUGUCUCAUCGCCAUUCCUUAUUGGACAGCUGAACAGAUUCUGAUCAUAUAAACUUUCCCCAGAGCCAUAGAAAUUAUCCCAAAAACCUAAUGAUUUUCUCAUCGAAGCGAGCCUUUCGCGGCAUUCGGUUCGACUCUAGAGUGUCAUACUAAAUGUUCAUUGCUGUCCUAAGUUUUCUUACUCCUAAUAAUGUGUCAUCGAUUGAAUCAUGUAUUAUAGAUGUAUCAUCUGCGUUCUAUGCCCUGUGGUACGUAUGAUGAUUGGGAUGAUAGUGUAUGUCUAGCGAGCGUGCGAACAGAACAAUUUCUAAUUAUUAUUUACGCGAUUCAAUAUGUGAGAAUAUUCAAGUGCUGCUCAGUGGAAUGUCCAAAAAAACUAUCGUGAUCGAUGUUGAUUGAUGUUAAGCCUUUCAUUUUAUUUCUGAAUUCUUACUUUGAUUACGAG